Messenger RNA from Python bivittatus (Burmese python), 1536 nucleotides. The record is from RefSeq and is a predicted model, not a curated record. NCBI's taxonomy places the organism in Eukaryota, Metazoa, Chordata, Lepidosauria, Squamata, Pythonidae.
GGCGGCCCCACCUGACCCUCGCGAGUCGCCCGGCCGCAGCCAUCCGCCCUCCCGGAUCCAGGCCCCGACCUGCCCGCCCUCUCCUGCCGGCGCCUCCGCCUCCGCCUCGGACCCCAGCCCAGCUCCCCGGCCCGUAGGAGUCCCUGGGAACUCCAGCCUCCCUGGCGCGGCAGCGUCCCACCGGCCCGUCGCUCCGCUCCGCCCCGAGCCGGCCCGUCUGCGUUCUCCGCGGGCGCUUCAGCCCCCGUGCAGCUGACCACACUUGUUGCUGCCCAGAACUUCCUCCUCCCGCGGCGGCUUCUACCUACGCUCUACCGCUCACGUCAGAGGAAGCGGGGGACAGCAGGUCCCUCGGCCGGCGCCACCUCUCCUCCCCGCCCAAGAGGAGGGAGCAGGAAGAGGAGGAAGGCGGCAGCACGAAGACACGCCAGCGACGGAAGGGGGGGACGGGGUCCCGGCGCUCCCCCUCCUUCUCCCUUCCUCCCUCCCCUCCCUUCCUCCCUCCCCCGGAGGUAUCCAUCACUAACAUUAUAUUGUGCUGAAGAUGUCUAACAGCAACACCACACAGGAGACACUGGAAAUAAUGAAAGAAUCAGAAAAGAGGCUGGUUGAGGAAUCUUUGAACAAAACCAAAUUUGUAUCCAGGUCACCAAGCAAAGACGAGCUUGAGAAGGACGGGGAGGAGAGCAGUGUACGGCAAGAAUCUCAGAGGAGAACAUCCAAUCAUGGGCACGCUAGAAAAAGAGCCAAGUCAAAUUCAAAACUGAAACUAGUCAGGAGCCUGGCUGUAUGUGAAGAAUCCUCUAGUCCCUUUGUGGAUGGGCCUUUGGAAACCCAGGAUAUCAUACAUUUGCACAUCAGUUGCCCAUCUGACAAGGAAGAUGACAAAUCUGCAAAAGAUGGUCCCGAGAAAGAAGAAAAAGAAAAAAACAAAGAGAAGGCCCCCAAGAAAAUGUUGUCUAGAGAUUCCAGCCAGGAAUACACAGACUCCACUGGAAUAGAUUUGCAUGAAUUUUUAGUAAAUACACUGAAGAAAAACCCAAGGGAUAGGAUGAUGCUGCUAAAAUUAGAACAGGAGAUCCUGGAAUUUAUUAAUGAUAACAACAAUCAGUUCAAGAAGUUUCCUCAAAUGACCUCAUACCACAGAAUGCUUUUACACCGGGUGGCUGCCUAUUUUGGCAUGGACCACAACGUAGACCAAACGGGGAAAGCUGUCAUUAUCAACAAGACCGGUAACACAAGAAUCCCUGAGCAGAGGUUCUCUGAACACAUCAAAGAUGAGAAGAGCACUGACUUUCCACAGAGGUUUAUCCUCAAGCGAGACGAUACCAGCAUUGAUCGAGAUGAUAAUCAGAUUAGGAUCCCACUGCAGGAUGGACGAAGGAGCAAAUCUAUAGAAGAGCGAGAAGAGGAGUACCAGAGGGUGAGGGAACGCAUAUUUGCACGGGAGUCGGGCCAAAAUGGAUUCCUGAAUGAAAGCAGACUCGCCAAAGAAGGCUUUUCUUCUAGCUCUCACAAAAGGCGACAGAUCUUUAG